AUGCCCAUCCUCAACCAUGCAUCCGGCAGCGCAAACCCAGCGACCUCCCUCUCCGCCCUCUGGGCCUAUCUCCACCCCGCACUCGACCACAUCAUAAAGGCCCCUGCCACCGAUCCAAACGGAAAGGCACCCGCCCUCGACUUUGGCCUCUACGCCGGCAUCCACUCCGCCUGCUACAACUACUUCACCGCACAGGGAGAGGCACACGCAAUCCCCCUCGCACGCCCGCCUCCCGACACGCGCUCCGGACCAGACAUCUACGACCAGCUCGACAAGUACUUUGCAGAGGCGGCUCGCGAGCUCAGUCUUGCUGCCCCAAUUGACGACAUUGCCCUUGUUCAGUAUCUCGUCCCGUCCUUCAAUCGCUACAACGCCGGUGCCCAGUCCGCCAACCGCCUGCUCAACUACGUCAAUCGCCACUAUGUCAAGCGCGCCGUCGACGAGGACAGAGGCUGGUUCCGCCUCACAGACGUGAUCGAGACUGUGGCGAAGAACACAUCCUUCGAGGACUCGCGAGAGGCCAUCUCUCGUGUCCUACGCGAGAAGAAGCUCGAGGAGCUCAAGAAGUGGGGCUACCCCGACGACGGGUCGCUCGAGCAAGCGGCUUUCGCUGAGUCUUGUGCCGAAGCGGCCAGUCCCCCAGACCGUGUCGUUCCUAUUGCCUCUCUCGCUCACCGUCGCUUCAGAACAGAAGUCAUGGAGCCCCUACUUGCCACUCCCAAAAUCAAGGGGAACUCGAAAGCAAAGCAUAAAAUCCCUAAAGCCUCUCCAGGUCCGAAUCCCACCCGCCCAAAAGGUCGGCUAGCCCGUGCAGUCAAAGAACUCCUAGAGACCGACGCAGUCGAUGAGGAAGAGAGACUGCGGCUGGCUGCAGGCCUUGCAAAGAUGUUGCAGGUAGUUGGCAUUCGCAGCGAUCACCUACUGCGCAAAAGGCUUGAUAAAUAUGUCGCAUCUGCUCCUUCACCACCGCCUGCAACGACACCAGACGCUGGUGCUCCGAUAUCCUCAUCGAUAGUUGUAUCAUAG
This is a messenger RNA of Cyclocybe aegerita, 1026 nucleotides long. NCBI's taxonomy places the organism in Eukaryota, Fungi, Basidiomycota, Agaricomycetes, Agaricales, Hemipholiotaceae. The record is from the annotation of a GenBank genome assembly.